CAGGCCCCCAUGCAGGCCCCGCCCAGGCUCAGCUCUCGCAGGUUGUCGCGAGGUUUGAGGCCGCGGGCCCGGCCCGGGCGGCUGCAAUAUGGCGGAGGCGGAAGGAGAGAGCCUGGAGUCCUGGCUGAAUAAGGCCACCAAUCCUUCCAACCGCCAGGAGGACUGGGAAUACAUAAUCGGCUUCUGUGAUCAGAUCAACAAGGAGCUGGAAGGGCCACAGAUCGCUGUCCGACUGCUGGCCCAUAAGGUCCAGUCCCCACAGGAAUGGGAGGCGGUCCAGGCCCUGACGGUGCUGGAGGCGUGUAUGAAGAACUGUGGGCGGAGAUUUCACAACGAAGUGGGAAAGUUCCGGUUUUUGAAUGAGUUGAUCAAAGUCGUCUCUCCAAAGUACCUGGGGGACAGGGUGUCUGAGAAAGUGAAGACCAAGGUUAUUGAGCUACUUUAUAGCUGGACGUUGGCCCUGCCAGAAGAAUCAAAGAUCAAAGAUGCCUACCACAUGUUGAAGAGACAGGGCAUAGUGCAGUCUGACCCACUGAUCCCUGUGGACAGGACACUGAUCCCCUCUCCACCACCUCGUCCCAAAAACCCUGUGUUUGAUGAUGAGGAGAAAUCCCAGCUUUUAGCCAAGUUGUUGAAAAGCAAAAACCCAGAUGACCUGCAAGAGGCCAACAAGCUGAUCAAGUCCAUGGUGAAGGAAGACGAGGCACGGAUCCAGAAGGUGACCAAGCGCCUGCACACUUUGGAGGAGGUUAAUAACAACGUGAAGCUGCUCAGUGAGAUGCUGCUUCAUUACAGCAAGGAGGACUCGUCAGAGGCAGAUAAAGAGCUCAUGAAGGAGCUGUUUGAUCGGUGUGAGAAUAAGAGGCGGACAUUAUUCAAACUAGCCAGUGAGACAGAGGACAAUGACAAUAGUUUGGGGGACAUCCUGCAGGCAAGUGACAACCUCUCCCGAGUCAUCAACUCAUACAAAACAAUCAUUGAAGGGCAGGUCAUCAAUGGUGAGGUGGCCACCUGGCUCAAGGGGAUUCUAAAUGGUUCUCCAGCUUCCCAGAGGGCAGGGGGUCGGAUAGGGCUUUCUCCACCUGCUUUCACUUUUCUACUUGGCAUGAGUGCCCUUGGGUUAGGCCAGAGGCUGCAUAGCCACUCCAGUGCCCCUAAUGAUUCCUGUCCCCUUCCAUUCACUCCUCUAGGACACCACUCCAGGAACCAAGGCACUCUCAUUGACCUUGCAGAGUUGGAUGCACCGGGCAGCUCAACCCCCGUUUUGGCCCCCGCCCCACCCUCCUCUGGCAUCCCCAUCCUCCCUCCACCCCCCCAGGCCUCAGCUCCUGGGCGCAGCCGCUCGUCCAGCCAGGCGGAGGCCCCCCCAGGGCCCAACAACACAAGCAAUGCCCUCUCCUUGCUGGAUGAAGAGCUGCUCUGCUUGGGCCUUGCUGACCCAGCCCCUACGGCUCCUCCCAAAGAGUUAGCUGGAAACGGCCAGUGGCCCCUGUUCCAGAACGAACAGUCGGACCUGGACUUCUUCAGCCCCAAACCUGGGACUGCUGCUUGUAGCCCCUCAGAUGGGCCUGUCCUCCAGCCCUCAGCAACCCCUGCAGGCACCUCCCAGCCUCCACUGCCACCCCCCUUCCCAGCUCCUGUGGUCCCAGCCAGCGUUUCUGCUCCAAAAACAGGCUUUUUGUUCCCCACUGGACUGGCCCCAAAGGCUGAGCCCACAGCCCCCGGGUACCAUGGCUCAGCUUUGAGCGACAGCUCCCUGCACCAGUUGGAUGCCCUCGAUCAGCUUUUAGAAGAAGCCAAAGCGACCUCAGGCCUGGUGAAACCCAUCUCCUCCAGCUUCUUCCCUGGGGCCACCGCCUCCCCUCUGAUCCCCAGCAGCACCUCAGCUAGGCCUCUCCUGCCGUUCUCCACGGGGCCUGGCAGCCCUCUCUUCCAGCCACCUGUCUUCCCGUCCCAGGGGAGCCCCAUGAAGGGGCCUGAGCUUUCCCUGGCCAGUGUCCAUGUCCCCCUGGAAUCUAUCAAGCCUAGCAGUGCCCUUCCUGUGACAGCCUAUGAUAAAAACGGCUUCCGCAUCCUCUUCCACUUCGCCAAGGAAUGUCCACCAGGACGGCCCGAUGUGCUGGUGGUGGUUGUGUCCAUGCUGAAUACAGCUCCUUUGCCUAUAAGAAGCAUCGUGCUGCAGGCCGCAGUGCCCAAGUCAAUGAAGGUGAAGUUGCAGCCACCCUCUGGGACGGAACUCUCUCCAUUUAGCCCCAUCCAGCCACCUGCAGCCAUCACCCAGGUCAUGCUGCUGGCGAAUCCACUGAAGGAGAAGGCAAGGCUUCGGUAUAGGCUGACCUUCGCCCUUGGGGAGCAGCUGAGCACAGAGGUGGGUGAGGUGGACCAAUUCCCUCCGGUGGAGCAGUGGGGGAACCUAUGACCCUGAAGGAUGCGGUCAUCUCCACUUGGAAGCCCAAAUAGGCUGCCCGAGACAGACAGGAGGGCUCUCCGGGUCAUCAUUCUCCGUGUCCUGACCACAGUGCUGGAGCUUUGGUAUGGAACAGGGGCCCUGGGCAUUGCUGCCAGGAGCUCAACUGUGAUGGUCUCUCCUUUGGCCCCUUAAAGGACCUGUUUUUAUCUA
Molecule: messenger RNA, 2620 nt
Organism: Myotis davidii
Lineage: Eukaryota; Metazoa; Chordata; Mammalia; Chiroptera; Vespertilionidae
Gene: GGA3
Product: golgi-associated, gamma adaptin ear containing, ARF binding protein 3
Exons: 16
Coding region: 89-2419 (776 amino acids)
Biological process (GO): intracellular protein transport; vesicle-mediated transport
Cellular component (GO): trans-Golgi network
Molecular function (GO): ubiquitin binding; small GTPase binding; phosphatidylinositol binding
Source: RefSeq, a predicted model, not a curated record